AUGUAUUUAGCUGCUUUAAUUCACGACUAUGAUCAUCCUGGCGUUAGUAACAACUUUUUGAUACAGACAAAUGACCGACUUGCCAUGUUGUACAAUGACAAAUCUAUUCUUGAAAACCAUCAUUGUUCUGCAGCGUUUAAUGUGCUGAUUCAACCAAAGAACCACUUUUUGGAGUCUCUGGAUCGCAAACCGUAUAAAUUGUUUAGAGCCAAUGUUGUUGAGAUGGUACUGGCUACCGAUCUUACUCAGCAUUUCUCUUUAUUGACGACGUUUAAGAAAAAGGUAAAUGCAUUUGAAUGGUUUAUACUAGACUGGAAAGACGAUCGACUCACAUUGAUGCAAAUGCUGAUGAAGUGUGCAGAUGUGUCCAAUCCUACCAAAGCCUGGCCACUCUAUCAAGAAUGGAUUACACGUAUUACAGAAGAGUUUUUCAACCAAGGAGAUCGAGAGAGUGCAUUAGGACUUCCCUUUUCUCCGUAUUGCAAUAGA
Molecule: messenger RNA, 489 nt
Organism: Batrachochytrium dendrobatidis JAM81
Lineage: Eukaryota; Fungi; Chytridiomycota; Chytridiomycetes; Rhizophydiales
Exons: 2
Biological process (GO): signal transduction
Molecular function (GO): calmodulin-activated 3',5'-cyclic-GMP phosphodiesterase activity
Source: RefSeq, a predicted model, not a curated record